AUGUAAACUCAGAGAGAAAAGUUGGUACAAAGAUAAAACCCAUUGUUGAAAAUCAAAUUCAAAUUUCCCAAUCUCUCAAAAUUCAAUUCUCAUCAUGUUUAUUGUCAAGACGUUGAGAGCUACGGCAUUUGGGCUUUAUGGGUAUAUGAAUUUCACUAAAUCUGCUUUUUCGGAACAUGCAAAGAAUUUCAAGUCAGAAGAUAUGCAAGUUCAAAUGGAUGGAAAGAAUUGCAUUGUCACAGGUGCAAAUUCCGGCAUAGGUUUCGCAACUGCUGAGGGUCUCGCUGCACGUGGGGCAACCGUCUACAUGGUAUGCCGUAAUAAAGAAAGGGGAGAGGCUGCUCUUACCAAAAUUCACUCAAACACGGGAAAUAAAAAUGUCUACUUGGAGGUUUGUGAUAUUUCAUCAAUCAAUGAUGUCAAAUCCUUCGCUUCCAGGUUUUGUUCAAAAGAGGUGCCAGUACAUGUCCUGGUUAAUAAUGCUGGCCUGCUUGAAGCUAAUCGUGUCAUCACACCAGAAGGAUAUGAGCUGAGUUUUGCUACAAAUGUUCUUGGAACUUACACCUUGACUGAGUUGAUGUUACCACUCCUCAAGAAGGCCGCGCCUGAUGCUCGUGUUAUCACAGUUUCCUCUGGUGGAAUGUACACGUCUCCAUUGACUACUGAUUUACAGUUUAGUGGUGACAUGUUUGAUGGGGUGGUACAGUAUGCUCGGAACAAGAGAGUUCAGAUUGCACUGACAGAAAAAUGGGCUGAAAUGUACAAGGAUAAAGGUGUUGGUUUCUACUCCAUGCAUCCAGGGUGGGCCGAGACGCCUGGAGUAGCCAAGAGUUUGCCGGAUUUUUCUAAAUCGUUUGAAGGAAAACUUAGAAGUAGUGAGGAAGGUGCAGAUACAGUUAUCUGGUUGGCUUUACAACCAAAAGAGAAGUUGGUCACUGGAGCAUUUUAUUUUGACAGAGUUGAAGCUCCAAAACAUCUGCCAUUGACAGGCACUAAGAACUCCCAUUCCGUUAUAGACUCCAUAAUUGAGAAACUUAGGUCUUUUGCUGGCUUAUAAUGAGGAUACAUACCUUCCCCUAAAAGAAUCCUUAAUGCUCAAGUUUGUAACCUUCCCCUAAAAGAAUCCUUAAUGCUCAAGUUUGUACAAGAAGAUUAUGAUCAUUUAAAACAUGAAACUAGUUUUGUUAA
This is a messenger RNA of Solanum dulcamara, 1188 nucleotides long. RefSeq lists its product as uncharacterized. The record is from RefSeq and is a predicted model, not a curated record. Bases 95 to 1057 code for a protein of 320 amino acids. The transcript has 10 exons. Lineage: Eukaryota; Viridiplantae; Streptophyta; Magnoliopsida; Solanales; Solanaceae.